Messenger RNA from Cordyceps fumosorosea ARSEF 2679, 912 nucleotides. RefSeq names its product Las1-like protein. The coding region runs from base 1 to 912 and encodes 303 amino acids. Gene Ontology annotation, cellular component: preribosome, large subunit precursor; Las1 complex. Gene Ontology annotation, biological process: maturation of LSU-rRNA; maturation of 5.8S rRNA. Gene Ontology annotation, molecular function: endonuclease activity. Lineage: Eukaryota; Fungi; Ascomycota; Sordariomycetes; Hypocreales; Cordycipitaceae. The record is from RefSeq and is a predicted model, not a curated record. The transcript has 2 exons.
AUGGUCCAGUAUAUCUUUACUCCCUGGCGCGACCGCCAGGAGCUGCUCCUUGUGCGCGACCAGCUCUACGCCCACAAACGCGACGAACUGCCAGCGCCGCCGUCGCCCAACGAUGAUGAUACCCGUCGUGCCCAGCAGAACCUCGCCGUCGCCCGCAUAUCCAUGUGGGUGCAGCGAGGCAGCUGCCCGCACAUGGUGGAGUCGACCGCCCUGCUCUUCGCCGCCGUUCUCAGCGACGAGCUGGCCGCCACCCAGAGCGCGGGUUCCUCCACCUACGCUGUCCGCGCUGCUUACUCGGCCGCCUUUAGUCGAUUCGUCACCGGUCUCCUUGACGGCCACCAGGACAAGCUCCGUAAGCAGAGCAUGUAUUCCAUCGCCAAGGUAAUCGGCUUACCGGCCACCUUUGUCGAGUUACGGCACCAAGUCACCCACGAGCAGCUGCCCUCUCUCGCCCAGUUGCGCCCCGCUGCGCACAUGGCUCUUGACUGGAUCUGGGACUAUUACUGGAAGCAGCUUGAUCAACAUAACGAGCCUACCUCGCAGGAAUCCUGCAAAGAGGCGGUGCUCAAAUAUCUGCGCGAAGAGGACGAGCAACGGAGACAAGCGAUGAUUGCGCGAGCGCUGCGCAGGUGGGACAUGGACAAGCUCAUGGCCACCAUCAAAGACCUACAGGCGACGCUGCCUGGAAAUCAGGUAUAUUUAAAAUGCAUGAAGCUGAAGCAGGAGCUCAUCGCCUCCCAAUCGGCUGGGCAGCCGGCACCCGUUGUUGCCGAAGCCGAAGCCGUUCCGCAAGAAUCGGAACCGACAGCAUCUGAAGCGGACGGUGCUCAGGAAGAAGAAUCGGACGACAACGAUACCGGAUGGUCUAAACACAAAGGGCAGUGGAAACCGAAGCCAAUUGGCAUUGUGUGA